UUAUAUGGUAGACUUGAUAAGCACCUAGCACAUACUUCCUUCCCAGUGAAUCACAACAAGUGGCUCGGCUCACCAAAAAGAGUCGACUCUUUCGUCUCACGAUAGUUGUCGUUCUUUGCCUGAUUCACUCUAGUGAGUCGGUUCACUCAAAAGAUCCACUUCAAAGAGUCGACUCAUUCGCUAAUGAUAAAUAGCUGGUAGCUGCCUGGCUAACUGUUAGCGCACGAUGGCAUAUUGUUGUCUGUUAAUUCAGCAUGAUAUUAAGCUAUAACAUGAUAAAGGAUUUGCUGAGUCGGUAUUCAAGAGCAUUUAUUUGUUAAUAUUCUCGACUGGUUUGCUUUCUCUGUGGUGACUAAAGGUCCGACAACUUCACUAGCUAGCAGGCUAACUAAUGGCAGCUAACUAGCUAGCCACACCGAGGUCCAGCCUGGUGGUUAUUGUGUACACGCAAAGAUCAUGGACUUCCCGGGACACUUUGAGCAGAUCUUCCAGCAGCUGAACUACCAGCGUGUCCACGGGCAGCUGUGCGACUGCGUGAUUGUGGUGGGCAGCCGGCAUUUUAAAGCUCACCGCGCUGUCCUGGCCGCGUGCAGUACGCACUUCCGGGCGCUGUUCAGUGUCUCCGAGGGUGACGGUAGCGUGAGUGUAAUCCGGCUGGAUUCAGAGGUGGUGACGGCCGAGGCGUUCUCGGUGCUCGUGGACAUGAUGUACACUUCCACGCUCACGCUGGGAGAGAGCAACGUCAUGGACGUGUUACUGGCUGCGUCUCAUUUGCAUUUAAAUACGGUAGUGAAGGCUUGUAAGCAUUAUCUGAACACUCGGACUUUGCCUAAGUCGCCUCAUAGUGAGCGCGGGAGUCAGCGUGAGCAGCAGCAGCAGCAGCUGAACAAUGGCUCUAACUCACGCCUCCAGCGCUCGUUCCUCUUGCAGCAACUCGGCUUAAGCGUCGUUAGCUCCGCCCUUAACGAAGAAACCGAGGAGGAAGGAACCGUAGCUAGUAGAGGGGCGGGGUCAGUUUCAGGUAGUGGACUGUUAGAACAACGCGACUCUUUCUACUCGCAACGCCGCUUGCAGAAGCGCAAGCAGACGUUUUCUCUGAUUCGCUCAGAGGCAGAAAGCCCACGGCAGAGGCCACGCCUCCCUUCACAAGCCCAGGGCAUCGUGGGAGAUUGUGGAGAGGGAGGAGCUAGAGGGGAGGAGCUUCUGUCCCCGGACUCGCACAGCAAAACCAUAGAUGAGGAUUCCAAACUGGACGUAGUGGUGAUUGCAGCGGACGAGAGAGAAGAGUACAGAAGGGCGGCGGCGCAAGAGGACGUGCAGCUGCCCAGCCAAUCAGACGGCGGCAGAGGGAGCAGGGCGGAGCCUCUACUGCUGCCGCACAAGGAGGAAUAUCCAGACGGCGAUGGUGUUCAGGUGAAAGGUGGAGGUGAGGAAGAAGCACAGCGUAUGCAGGUGGUGGUAAAGAGCGAGCCGAUCAGCUCACCUGAACCCGCAGACGAGACCAGUGAUGUCACAUCGCAGGCUGAGGGCAGUGACCAGGUGGAGGCCGUGGGAGAGAAGCUGGGACUGAGUCCCGAAGGCAGUGAGCACAGCUUCAGCGACCCUCAGCCCAGCUCCGACAUCCUGAUCUCAGAAAUCAAGGGACCAGUCAUGGAAGGAGAGAGAGCGGGUGAUGCGGGAGGAGGUGUAGACAGGAGAGAAAGAGGAGGGGGCCUCCUGAGCACAAUGAGCUUCGACCGCAUCUCUGUCCCAAACACCACGACAGGGGAGUGCACACUGGACCACGAGCCCCCUCGUUUCCUGUUCGGCUCCGACUCUUCUUCUAUGCACCUCCCUCCAUCUCAGAACCUCCUCUCGGGGGAGGUGCAGGAGUUUUCCAACAUGCGGGCUGACACACUUCUGCUUCAGCCUAUGCUUGACGGGAUAGCGUCGUCGUCUUCAGAGCAACUGGCGCUGGAGUUUCAGAGAAACAUUUGCAGGGGUGGCGCGUAUAGAUUUCCUCCUUAUCGACGCAUCGCACCGAAAGCUGCACCUGGAGCCGCUUCGAUGCAGGACUCUGCUUCCUCGUCCUCCGCUUCCUCAUCAAUGCUUGUAAACGGUGCUAAUUUCGACGGUUCUAGCCAACGAGGAAGCAACUCGAACUUGAAUCCUCUGCCCCAGUUGACCCGCGCGUCAGCAGACGUGCUCUCCAAGUGUAAAAAGGCGCUUUCGGAGCAUAACGUGCUGGUGGUCGAAGGAGCGCGCAAAUACGCGUGUAAAAUCUGCUGUAAGACCUUCCUGACGUUAACAGACUGCAAGAAGCACAUCCGAGUUCACACAGGCGAGAAGCCUUACGCAUGCCUGAAGUGUGGCAAGCGCUUCAGCCAAUCCAGUCACCUGUACAAACACUCGAAAACCACCUGCCUCCGGUGGCAGAACAGCACCAUGCCGACCGGACUGCUUUAAAUCAAACAAUCGUGAAUAUUAAACACACCUCCGCACUGUGUUCCUGCUCUGGACUGCUGAAAAUACACCUGCGUGUGAUGCAGCCUCUAACACACACACGGACAAUAUGGAGUAUUCGUUUUAACGCCGCUCUAAACACAAACACACUCCUCCUCAAGAAACUAAGCACGGAAGUGUAUUUGCCAAAUUAGAUUUUAUAUUACUGUUAUCAAUAACGUUUCACAAGUGAUGGCACUAGAGAUUGCUCUAACGCCAUGUGAUUAUUACGUUUAAGCUGAAUUUGUGAAGAAGUGGCAAAGCCACCUCGUGCUCAGAGCUCAUAACUGGAUAGAUGUGCGGUCUACUGUGACGACGACGGAGAACACUUCUGCUAAACUCUGCAGUUAGAGCUGAAGGAAAGGACAUAAAGCACCAUAAUGAGAUCAACUUCUCUUCAUUUCACAAUGAAAUUUACGUCGAACCCAGAAGUCCGUUUGGAACACGGCACAUUUGAAGUCGAUGAAUUGUAAAAGACCAAUUUAAUUGACCUGAUUUGGAGCAGGAGGAAUAGUGAGCGCCAAAACUUUUUCCCGCAUCGGAUCAGUAUCUGAAGCUAAAAAACAAGCAGUCCGUGAACUUGCUUCAUGUUAAGAGUUUCCAUCCACCUGUUUUAUUCCAUUUUUUUUCCUAUAAGUAUGAAAACGGAAAACAGAACACUAACAAAAAAUUGUAGAGAAUUCAAAUACUUCUGUGUAGAAUAAGUAAAAAAAAUUCACUGAGGCCACUUAGACCUAUAACGUUUCUAUUUUCCUAUAACUGCACACCCCUAAGUGUUUUAUACCACAUGAUUGCCAACGAUUAUAAUGUUUUAUCUAUUGCAGAACAUCAUGCUACUGUUUAUAGUUACAGUUAAUGCUGUGGAACGUCUAGGAUACGAGUUAGUUCCUGUAAUCACUUACGUUAUAGCAGCUGUAAACUGUUGUUCCCUCAGCAGCCUCUCUAUUUCUCUCUCUCUCUUGAAGUUAAUAAGACAAACAAUGCAGCUUGAAACUAUAGAAACAGUAACGUAUAAGAACGAGCAGAUUAAUAUCAACCUGUGAUUUGAAUUAAAGCUGGAACUACUGUUGAAGAAAAUUAAUCAACACCUUCCGACCAAUCAGAAUCAAGAAUUAAGCAGCGCUGUGAUGUACAUAUUGUUGGUUCAUCAAUAAAAUGAAUGCGCUCCUUUCCUUCAUUUAUUCUCCCCUUCCUCCUUUCCUUCUUCCCUUCCUUCCUUCCUUCCUCCUGCUAUUCAUUUCCUCCUUUCCUUACUCCUGUACUCCCUUCCUCCUUUUUUUCCUUUCCUCACUUCUUCCUCCCUCCCUUCUUCCCUCACUCCCUCCUUUCCUCCCUCCCUUCCUUCUGCUCGUCCUCAUUUUCUCCUUCCCUUACUCCUUUACUCCCUCCCCUGUUCUUCCUCUCUCUCCUCCUUCUUCCCUCACUCCCUCCUUUCCUCCCUCCCUUCCUUCUUUCCUUCCUCCCUGCCUCUAUUUUUCUGCACAGUGUUGAUUAAUUUUCUGUAACAGCAGCCCUGACAGUAGUUCCAGCUGCAGAGUGAAUCACAGGUGUAUAUUAAAGCGCUCCUAAUACAUAAUUGUUUAUAAUAGUAACAGCAUUUGGAUGGAAACAUUAUAAGUAGCAAGUAACACUUGGACAAAAAAAUGGCUGAAAAGUAAACGCACCAUUGGUGUGACGGUAAAAAAGCAGUAGUGGUAGCGCAGAAGGCUUUCUCAAACCAAAGUCGUGCUCUUCUCUUCCUGCAUCGGUCAGACUGAUGCUUAUUGUUUGUUCGCUUGUAGUCGUGAACUGUGUUGUGAUCUCUCUGGAAAUAUUUCUGAACUUGCAGUCGUCCAGAGAGAUGCGUGCUGUACUGUAAUCGUUUCUGCUUCCUAGAUGUUUGCAUCUGUGCAGCGUACAUGAGCAUUUGUUCACUUUAAAGGGCUAAACGAAUGAACACGCGAAAAAGAAAAGCUGAAAGUGAAGCUCAAACGCCAUUUUCCUCGUCAUGUCUUCUACAGAAACUGUGCCACGGUGUAAAAAUUCACCUUUGCACCUUCAACCGUUGUGGCUUUAACGUCAUUUCUCCAGAAGUGACAUGAAAAGAUGAUACGAUCUUUUAAAUGUUUGUGUUUUGUUGUUUUCAUGUUAAAGAAAGUACAGUUGUUGUUGUUGUUGUUGUUUUUUUUUAAUAUAUUCCUGUGAUGGUGUGUAACGGAGAAGUGUUCAUGUCUUAUAUGAUGUUAAUAAUAAGCUGGUAAUAAUUGGUGCUUCAUUGUUUGAGGUUUUGUUUUUUUGCCAGGAUUUGAAGAAUCUGAAGACUCCGUCUCGUCCUCACUGAGCUUGUGUUCACAGUAAACGCCGUUAAAAGAGAAGGAUGUUGGAGCGGAGUGCAGGAUCGAUCAGCCUGCUGACUGACAGAGUAAAUAUCUUACGAGGCUUUAGCUGUGGUGUGGAUGACGAGAAACACCAAAAGAAAGAUCCGUUUAGUUUUUUGUGCUCUUACUGUUACGUUCAUCACAUGUAAGAUGUAGCUCUGAAUUAAAACACCUCUUACACACGUGCAGUUCAUCCAGCCUUUAUCCCUCUUUAUCUCUCUUUAUCUCUCUUCUCACCUUUCUUUCGUUCUCUUUACAUUUCUCAUGUUUCUUUCUUUCUUCCAUUUCUUUCUUUCAUUUUACUGUUUCUUUUCAUUUCCCAUCUUUCUUUCUUUCUACCCUUUUAUUUUCCUCUGUCCAUUGCUCAGUCUAUCUAUCUAUCUAUCUAUCUAUCCUUUUUGUUUAUCAUUUUUUUUUCUUUUUUCCUUUUCUUUCAUUCAUUCAUUCACUCAGUUUCCAUUCUUGUUUUUUGUUUCUUUCCUUUUGUUUAUUUCUUGUUUCAUUUUAUUUUUCCCUUCUUCUUUAUUUAUAUAUAUUUAUAUAUUUUUUUGUUUUCUAUUCCUAUUUCUCAUGUUUGUUCGUUUGUUCUUUUUUUCUGUACUUUCUUCAUUUUAUUUUUCUCUUUAUGUAUGUAUUUAUUUAUUUAUGUAAUUUUGGUUUCCUCUUUCUGUUUCUCAUGAUUUUCAUUCUUUUGUCUGUUUUCUCUUUACAUUUUCACCCUUCUUUCUUUCUUUCUUUCUUUUUUUAUAUUUUGGAAGGUGUAGCUCUGAAAUUUAAAAAGCUCUUACACAUUUUUUUUCUUUUUUUUUCCCUCCAUCACAGCGUCUGGCCGUGUGUUACUGCGUUGUAUAUCUGUAACCUUAGGUACUGGAACUGUAACGCGCAGGACGAUACUAGAGUUUACACUGUUCAUAUCAUGGGAUCUGCCUCCAACGUCACAUUUACAAACACAUUAAACCAAAUGUUCAGUGUUUAA
Pangasianodon hypophthalmus (striped catfish) is the source of this 5814-nucleotide messenger RNA. RefSeq names its product zinc finger and BTB domain-containing protein 5. Lineage: Eukaryota; Metazoa; Chordata; Actinopteri; Siluriformes; Pangasiidae. Gene Ontology annotation, cellular component: nucleus. The transcript has 3 exons. The record is from RefSeq and is a predicted model, not a curated record. The coding region runs from base 457 to 2445 and encodes 662 amino acids. Gene Ontology annotation, molecular function: RNA polymerase II cis-regulatory region sequence-specific DNA binding; protein binding; DNA-binding transcription factor activity, RNA polymerase II-specific. Gene Ontology annotation, biological process: regulation of transcription by RNA polymerase II.